UUAAACCAUUCCCAUUCCCAAACUUGUGUAGAAUAGCAAUCACACAAAAGGCAGCUAUUUAAUCCCUUGCCGUGAGGUAAGGCCGUGAAUAAAGACAAUGUGUUAUUGGCACCCUUGAUAAAGAUUAGCAAAACAGACUAUAAAAUAAAUAAUACAAACACUGAGACAUAUUGUAUGCUCAGGGAAAUUGUAUUAUUAUUAUUAUUAUACUAAUACAAUUGCUCAAAGAAAGAGAUUUUGUUUAACAGGUAAAGCAGUUUUUCUCAAAUUGUUUGGAACCCCUGUUUUCAAUAGCUUUCAAUACCUCGCUGUGCGAGGAUAACGACACUGAACCGCUAAAAAAAAAAUAUAUAUAUAUAUUUGGAGAACACAUUGGGAGGGAUCUUAGACCAUUCCUCCACACAUAAUCCUUCCAGGUCUUUGAUAUUCUUUGUCUGCGCCCUCUUCAAUUCAAACCACAGUCCUGGUACUGGGUCAAAUUCCUAAUGCCAUUGACCUUAACAAGAGCCCCGGGACCAGUGGAAGCUAAAUAAUAGCCUCAUAACAUCAAAGAUCCACCACCAUAUUUUACAGUAGUUAUGGGGUUCUUUUCUUCAGAUGAGUCUUUCAUUAGAUGCAAAAACCCACCACUAGUGUGUGUUGUCAAAUAGCUCUAUUUUCAUUUCAUCUGAACAUAACACUGGUUGCAAUCCAAGUGCCAAUGCUGUUUAGCAAACUACAGGUGUUUACGUUUUUUGGAUGACAUGAAAAUAGAGCUCUUUGGCAACUGUUGACAAAAUAUAGCUAACUGAAAUCCUACAUUAAAAUCAUCUGUCUUUAUAAAAGUGUGUCUUUAGCAGUGAUUUAAAAAGAGACAUGGAAUCUGCAAGCCUGAUCUACUCUAGACUUUGGAAUGGCCCACAGCACCCUGCCAGAGGAUCUCAGGCUGUGUCCUGGCUCGUAGGGAGAUGAAACAUCUGAGAUAUAGGAUUGAGCAAAACCAAGUCUAGUCUUAAAGGUAAAAAUCCUUCCUCCUUCCAACAACCACAAAUUCCUAUAAUUUAUCAUGUUAAAUAACACUAAUAUGUGAUAACAAUAUUUGUUGUGAUUUUUCUUUCUUUACUUUUGUUGUUUUAAUAAGGUUGGUAGCAACAUGAAAUGUGAAAAUCAUUUUGGAAAUCUGUUGCAUCUAAAGUCUACUACAAAACCCACAAUGCAUUGAUCUCCCUAUGGGUUGGCUGGAUAGCUACCUAGCUUGUUAGCUAGUUAGCCACCCAGCUUGUUAGCUAGUUAGCCACCCAGUAUUGAAAACUGACAUGUAUGUUUGAUGUUUUCGCAAUCUUAGUCAUUUUCCUCUUAACUUCCAGUGUAGUGAGAGUGCUGAUCACAAUGCCAUGUCAUGUCCACGGUCUUUCUGCCUGUGUGAACGGCAAGAGAUCAAAUACACAUGAAAACAUGAAAUGACCCCAGGAAUCGAUAGAACUUCGCUCAGCGAUACCCUAAAACAAUAUAACAUUCAAAAUGGGUGAGGUUUUGUGGGUAAACGUGUGACAUCAUGGCUCAGGUGCUGCACAUGGACCCCAGCUUCCCAGGAGGGAAGCUUACCCCGUCCGCUCCCCCCUCCCUGCAUGGGAAGGAGCAGGAGGCGCCCUACUCUGUGGAGACCCCCUACGGCUACCGUCUGGACCUAGACUUCCUCAAGUAUGUCAACGACAUUGAGAAGGGAAACACCAUCAAGAAGGUCCCCGGUCAGCGCCGGCCCCGCUACGGGUCUCUCCCCCGGGGGUACGGCUACACGGGCUCCUGGUGGACCUCCACAGAGUCCCUGUGCUCCAACACCAGCCAGGACAGUCGCCAAUCAUCCUUCUCCUACUGCGCCCCGGGCUACCACCCACACAACUCCCACUCCCAGAGGCCCAGCUUCAGCACGGCCCGGGUGGAGAAGACCCUGCUGGACGCCCGCAGGAAGUUGGAGGAAGAGAAAGAAGGGGGCCCCAGGAGGUUCUCCAGCACACUUGGUAGCAUGCACAACAGCAUGGCCGGAUCCACCACCUCCCUGAGCAGCGCCCACAGCUACAACCGCACCCAUGGAGGAGGAACGGGCUCCUUCACCCCCAUGAGCUCUGGCCUGUCCACCCCCGUGUCGCCCACCCCGGCCCACCUGCAGCAUGUAAGAGAGCAGAUGGCGGUGGCUCUGAGGAAGAUCCGGGAGCUGGAGGAGCAGGUGAAGAGCAUCCCCGUGCUACAGGUGAAGAUCUCUGUGCUGCAGGAGGAGAAGAGGCAGCUAAGCGUCCAGCUGAAGAGCCAAAAGUUUCUGGGACACACCCUUGGCUUCGGCAGAGUGGGCCGGCCCCGAGGGGAGCUCUACAUCGACAUCCCAGAGGAGGAGGUGAGCUCUGGAGCUGGAGCCACCAUCAGGGUUGCAGCAGGGCCUCUGUCCCCCACCACCCCUGAGGGCUCCAGGCCGCAGGCAGACUCAGGCUGUGAGAUUGAGGACACGGUGAUCGUGGGUGGAGCGCGGCCAGCUGGGCAGAGGGAAGUGCGUACCAUUGGGGUGGGACCAGAGGAGGCGAGGGGCAGCCAGCAGGUGGCUGUGGGCAUUGGGGUGCAGGAGCAGGACCUGGGGCUGGUGCCGGAGACAGAGGCCCUGAAGAGCCAGGUGGGCCAGCUGGAGGGCCAGCUGAAGAGUACGAUGCAGGAGCUGCAGGCUGCCCAGCAGCAGGUGCAGGCAGCUAAGAGGGAGAGGCAGGCUCAGGCCCCCCAGGCAAACCACUCGGUCAGGGCCACCAGUCUGAGCUGGCAGGAGCAGCAGGGACGCAGCCUGCAAACGGUAGUCAGCUUUACCCAGCAGCCCCAUCACCGGGCUCAGAGGACUGUGGGAAUCCAGGUGUACACGCUGGAGCAACCAGCCACUGUGGUGGGGGUGGGCACGUUGCUCCGAGCAGAGGGGUGCAGCUCCCCCUCCCUCCCUCCAGGUGGUACAGUCCUGGAGGGAACCCACAGAGGACAUGCACAGGCCCUGGGCCCAGAGGAUGCAGCUGUUGAGCUGCCCAUCGCCAUCUCCUCCAAACAGGUUCGAGAGGUCCUAAGAAGUGAGCUGUCCACCUCUGUGCCUGUCACUAAUCCUGCCAUCGCCAUUGAUACCAUUGGUAAUCAGAUGGCUUUGCUGCAUCUGAAGGAAGGAGAGACACCCCAGCACACUGCCAUAAACACCGUCCAGUCUCAAGAAGACCCAUCAAAGCCAGCUGCAGCAGCCUCUCCCCAGACAGCCCUGAGGUCCAUAAUGAAACGUAAGGCAGAAGGAGAACCUGGCUCUCCAUCCACCAAGAAGAACCUGCAGUUCACUGGAGUCAAUGGAGGGUAUGAGUCCACCUCAUCAGACGACAGUAGCAGUGAGAGUUCAGAGGAGAGUGAUGCCAGUGAAUAUCAUGAGACCACAGAGAAACUCCCAGAAGCACCAGAGUCUGCAGCGGGACGGCACCAGAAAGCAGCAGCAGUCCCAGUCUCCUCCACAAGGCUAGAGCAUGUCACUCCGCUCCCAGCCACUACCGUCCAACCACCAGCCUGCGAACCUGCCUCUGAGCGGAGCACCAGCCAAUCAGCAGCAGUCCCAGUCUCCUCCACAAGGCUAGAGCAUGUCACUCCGCUCCCAGCCACUACCGUCCAACCACCAGCCUGCGAACCUGCCUCUGAGCGGAGCACCAGCCAAUCAGCAGCAGUCCCAGUCUCCUCCACAAGGCUAGAGCAUGUCACUCCGCUCCCAGCCACUACCGUCCAAUCACCAGCCUGCGAACCUGCCUCUGAGCGGAGCACCAGCCAAUCAGCAACCGUAAGCAUGGGACUGCAGCAUGUAUCCACCUUAUCACCAACCUUGAACACUGCCGUGCAACAAUGUGCCUCUGACUCUGCUCCCACUGAGACGACCUACCCGUCUCCAGCCAAUGACUGUGUCCGUCAGGGGAGUAUUGUCCAAUCAUCAGUCCCAGACGCCAUCCCUCAGGAGUGUACCUCCAUAAAUACUAGCACUGAACCCACUACACCUGAGCAGUGCAUCGUGCAAUCAGCUGCUACCUGUUCUGCACCCCCCAAGCCACCCAGAUGCCAACCAGAAGCCACUAACCCGGAAGUAAAGCAGGGUGUCACCCAAUCAAAUACCACUGAUGUCACCGUUCAGCUUGAUGCCAUCAAAUCACAAACUACUGACCUCGCCCCUCAGCAUUGGGCCGCCCAAUCAUCAGCUACUGAACAAAGCUCCCAGCAGAGGAGAGUCCAGUCACCAGCCUCGACACCAACACCUGGAAACACCCCAAGUGCUGCUGGAGCAGCCAAUCAAGAAACCAGACUGGAGUUCAGUGAGAGCCUGAUGGCAUCUCUCCAUGCCCUGCAGAAAGCCCUGGGUGAACCAAAUGCUUUCAGCCAGCAAGCAGCAAGGACAGCCUACACCACGGUGCUCCAGGAGUGGCUUCGUGUGUCCUGUCACAAGGCAGCUGACACUGCCAUGGUCAGGGCCUAUAUGGAUACCUUCUCCUCCGUCUCCCCACAGCUGCUGAAGUUUGUGGUCAAUAUGGCCGACGGCAACGGCAACACGGUCCUGCACUACACCGUCUCCCACUCCAACUUCCCUGUGGUCAAGCUGCUGCUGGACACUGGCCUGUGCAACGCUGACAAGCAGAACAAGGCCGGGUACACAGCCAUCAUGCUGACAGCUCUGGCUGCCUUCCACUCUGACAGUGACCUUCACACUGUCCUGCAGCUGCUGCGCACAGGGGAUGUGAACGCCAAAGCCAGCCAGGCGGGUCAGACGGCGUUGAUGCUGGCAGUGAGUCACGGACGAGGGGACAUGGUACGGGCGCUCCUCUCCUGCGGGGCACAGGUCAACAUCCGCGACGACGACGGCUCCACGGCGCUCAUGUGUGCCUGCGAGCAUGGCCACGUCGACAUCGUGCGUCAGCUGCUGUCUGUGCCAGGCUGUGAUGUCACUCUCACUGAUAACGAUGGCAGUUCAGCCCUGUCCAUAGCCCUGGAGGCCAGUCAGAAUGACAUCGCUGUGCUUCUCUACGCUCACCUCAACUUCGCCAAGCCUCCUUCUCCUGUAUCACCAAAGUCUCCUCUUUUGGGAUCCUCUCCCCCCUCUGGUGAAACAAAGUGACCACACUGUAAGAUACCUUUUGGAGAAUUUAGCAGCACCUCUUCAACCAGCUCCUCAACCAUUCCACCACAAGUGUUGAUAUCUGUGUAUAUGUGUGUGUGCGUUUGUGUGUGUGUGUGUGUGUGUGUGGGAGAGUGAUUGUAAUGGUAUUUUUCCUCUUCUCUCCGUCUGUUCUCUCUGUAUGUGCACGUCGGCAUGAAACCCAGCACUUGACACGAUCCUAACGCAUCUUUUCUUUAAACGGAAAGGAAUUCAUUGUGAUGCUAUACUCACAUGUAGUUGUUUACGCACAAGAGUCCGUUGUUUGUUGUUGUUAGUGUCGGUUGAAAUCAAUCUCUGAUAAUAUUCACAUGACAGAAUAAGCCGUCCCCUUGUUACAGAUCAACACACAAACUCAACUCAGCAAUAGUCCCACUUACAUUCAUUUUGUGUCUUUUAUUGCCACUAGAUGAGCAAGAUUGUAUUACUUUACCGUAGUUCAUUAUUGUCGCUUAUUGUUUUGUUUCCGUUGAAUUUGUUACUUAUUACUGUUCCAGCGAUAAAUGUAAUUCUAUAUAUCAUUGAUAAUCGAUCAGUUGCAGUGACACGGUAGGAAUGUGUUGUGUCUCAUCACAAUCAUUUAUGGAAUGCAUAAAGUCACCCAUAUCACUGUGAAAUGAUUCAUUGACCCAUAUCAUUCUAAAACUACAAAAUCACCCAUUUCAUUCUAAAAUACACAUAUCUCUCUGAAGUGUCCUUUAUCGAUUGUAUCAGUCAGCUGAUUGGUACUAAAACAAUUCUGAUAGAGGACUCCAGUUUAAUUCCGUACAAAAGAUGGAGAUUUCUACACAACCUUUAUUUACCCGAGAGUAUUUUUGAUAGUGUCUUUUUAUUCAAUUCAAAUUUCACAUAGGUAAUGGUAUGGAUCUCCAACACUUAUAACAGAUGACAACCUUUGCACACAGCAUUGCUACUUUAGAUGUCAGACACCUAGCUGUGGUACGGCCGACAGCACCCUUAUCAGGACACUGUUGUUCUAAAUGAUGGUCUUACUGGCUAACUUCCAACCACAUUUUAGUCAUUGUAACGGUUAACCAUUUUUUUCUGAAUUUUUAUCCAAAGAUCUUCCCCUCAUAACAACUCUUUUGUUACACUGUAUGUUGUGGUGAUCUGUCUGAGUGUAAAGAUAAUAAUAUGUGUUGACCAGACAGAUAAUUCCCAACAAAACAUUUGGUAACAGCAACAUUAUCGUCGAGGUCAAUAACAUUUGUAAUGUUCAUGAGAAGGCAACUAGAAAUGGUAGCUACUCGAACUGUCCAAUAAAGGUACUACAUUUCUGAAAUGAAAGAUUGUUUAUUUUCUUGAAUAAAAGGUUUUAUGAGUGGUUUUACUGAGGGAAGGAGUGACGUGGGGUGUUUGGGUACUGACUAGGGUGUGUAAGGUGGUAGGCAAGGUUCAAAUUCCUGUUCAGUGGGCACCCUUUUUGGAUUGGUUGGUAACUAGAAAGUGACAGAAUGGACUAUGGAGCUAAUGAAGAAUUUGCAUUGUAAUAUAGGUAUGCCAAAAUUAUAAUAAUAUAUGACAUUAUUCUACAGUAGUAGUGAUGCAUAAAAUUAUCAUUUAAAAAUGAUUGAAGUCCAGAAUACAGAAAUACACUGAGUAUACCAAACAUUAAGGAAACCUUCCUAAUGUGGAGUUGCCUCACCCUCUGAAUGGCACACAUACACAGUCAUGUCUCAAUUGUCUCAAGGCCUGAAAAUCCUUCUUUAACCCGUCUCCUCCCCUUCGUCUACACUGAUUGAAGUGGAUUUAACAGGUGACAUCAAUAAGGGAUCAUAGACUGACCAGGUGAAUCCAGCUAAAAGCUGUCUUGGAAAGAGCAGGUGUUCUUAAUCUUCUGUAUACUCAUUGGUGUCUCAAUUUGGAUUUGUCUUUUUAAGUCAUUUCCCCCCCACCUUUAAUACAGGAUUUCCUUCGCAAUUAGAUUUUUAUAACGUUUUAUAUUUGUUUUACAUUCGUUUUUAUACAUUUCUAUUUGUAUUACUUGUUCACAACUAUAGGUUUACCUCCUGGCACAUUUAGGUUUUGUUAUUUUGCCUUCUGUAAUAUGCUCAGUUUGUAUUUUUCCCCAUUUGGUUUUAUGGUAUUUGGAUGAAAAUAAUAAAUCAGCCUUCAUCGUAAA
Oncorhynchus keta (chum salmon) is the source of this 7289-nucleotide messenger RNA. Its product is annotated as KN motif and ankyrin repeat domain-containing protein 2-like. Gene Ontology annotation, biological process: negative regulation of transcription by RNA polymerase II; negative regulation of actin filament polymerization; negative regulation of vitamin D receptor signaling pathway. Lineage: Eukaryota; Metazoa; Chordata; Actinopteri; Salmoniformes; Salmonidae. Gene Ontology annotation, molecular function: protein binding. The transcript has 12 exons. The record is from RefSeq and is a predicted model, not a curated record. Bases 1535 to 5128 code for a protein of 1197 amino acids. Gene Ontology annotation, cellular component: cytoplasm.